Pipra filicauda (Wire-tailed manakin) is the source of this 546-nucleotide messenger RNA. It is a transcript of the gene CCDC183, whose product is annotated as coiled-coil domain containing 183. Bases 25 to 450 code for a protein of 141 amino acids. The record is from RefSeq and is a predicted model, not a curated record. The transcript is spliced from 4 exons. Lineage: Eukaryota; Metazoa; Chordata; Aves; Passeriformes; Pipridae.
CGGCUGGAGCAGCUGCAGGCGCAGAUGAGGAGGAACCAGGAGCAGCUGAUCGAGUUUGAGAACAGCAUCGACAACCUCUUCGUCCACCUCCACAGCAUCACCAUGCCCGACCAGGGGGACUCUCCCCGGCCCGUGGGGUUGGAGGAGAAGCUCAAGCAGUGUGAGGAGAAGCUGCAUUACCUGAAGCAGAGGGUGUCCGACCGCCCCCCCAGCGCCCAGACCUACGACAAGCACAGUGAGAUUUUUGGGAAGGUCAGAAACCUCCUGGAGAAAUCAACUGCGGCUGAGGCACAGAACCUGAAGAUCUCCUUUGAGGAUGUGGGCACUGCAUUCCACGUGUCCUUGGAUCUGGAAGAAGAAGAGCAGGACUACAUCCCGAGCCGGGCAGACAUCAAGAAGCAGGGGCAGCAGCUGGUCAGGAUGAACACCAAACGCCGCAAAAGGAAGUAGCUUUGGGAGCCCCAGGCCACCCCUCGUGCCCUUUCCCCAGCAGGUUUAUUAAAGCAGAUCUUCUUCAUUCCUCCCAGUUCUGUGGCAAAGCUGGAA